UGCUACGCGGGGCUCGGGGCAGGGACGGGAUGGCAGCUCAGCGGCUGGGCAAGCGGGUGCUGAGCAAGCUACAGGCUCCGUCGCGGGCCUGCGGGCCGGGGGGCAGCCCCGGGGGGUUGCAGAAACGACAUGCGCGUGUCACAGUCAAGUACGACAGGCGGGAGCUGCAAAGGCGGCUGGACGUGGAGAAGUGGAUUGACGGGCGCUUGGAGGAGCUGUACCGCGGCAGGGAGGCCGACAUGCCUGAUGAAGUCAACAUUGAUGAGUUGUUGGAAUUGGAGAGUGAAGAGGACAGAAGCCAUAAAAUCCAGGAGCUCCUGAAAUCUUGCACCAACCCCACAGAGGACUUCAUCCAGGAGCUGUUGGUGAAGCUACGAGGCCUCCACAAGCAACCAGGCCUCCGCCAGCUCAGCCCCUCCAGUGACCGCAGCCUGAGCCCCCUCCAGGACCGGGCCCGGACCGCGCUGCCUUGACACUCUGUCACCUCUGUGGCCCCUCUGUCCCCCACUCCUAGUGCCUUCCUGGCUUGUUUAUAAGUAGUACUUUAUGGUUCUCUAACAAUAACACCAAGCACCUGUUUUUCCUCUCUCUGAUCACUCUGGGCUUCCCCCAGCUCCACCCCCGCAAAUCUCCUUCUCUCCUGCUGGCCUUCUUGUGUCCCAGUAUGUGCAGCUGGCCCAGACAGAUGGAGAAUCACUCCUUCUCGGCCAGAGAGCAUGAGAACAGGCCCUGCUGACCUUGCAUCCCUGGAUUCACAUCCUGUUCUCACCUCCCCUCAGCCUUGGUCCAGUCCUAGCUAGUAAGGCCCCAGUGUGCUGGUGGCACUUGGGUCCUGUGGGAAUGACAGCCUGUGGUCCUUGGGCCACAAGGGAUGCACAAGACCAAAUAUGCCCGGUAUCACUACAACAUGAAUAUUCAUCCAUUCCAUGAAUUGUAUUGGGUACUGGCCGUUAGAAUUGAGACCAGAAAGAGGAGCAGAACAUGGUCCUGGCAUCAGGUGCUCACGCACUGGAGGGGGAGGAGGGCCUGUGUGCAGAGGAUUAGGACAAAGUGCUGAAUGGUCCAAGAUACUUGCAAGCUCAGGGAGUAGAGGGAGCCAUUCACUCUUGGCGUGGUGAAAAAAUUUUGGAGGGCUUCCUGAAGAAAGUGAUAUUGAGGCAGGUCUUUGAAGGAUGCAUAGGUGUUUGUGUGAAAUGGAUUCCCAUAUCUGAGGACUCUAAACUUGUGGCUGAAGGGAUUGGCAUCGAUGCUGAGCCAGGGAAGAUAAAAAAUAUUGGCUGGACCCUCCACCAAUCAGCAUGGGCAAGUCUCCCAGGGCUUGAUCAGGAAAGUCCCUGAUGGGGAGGCCUGAAGGGUCCUGGGGGAGAUGCUGGGCAUCAGAAGCAAGUAUUUACCUAAAACUGGAAGAUAUUUCAGUAUUUUAAUAGCAGGUCUAUUUGUACCAGUGGUCUCAGUUGGGUAGUCAGGAGAUGGAGUGCAGCUGGGGUUGCACCAAGGACUGGCAGGGCCAGAGCUAGAGUGUCUCCCCCGUUCCCUCAAGAUAAAGCUUCUUCUGACUGAAGUGGGGGCCCCAGCCCCAGUUCCCACUCGGAGCUGCUCAGCAGCCUGGCCCGGAUCAGCCACCCCUCCUAUCCCAGGGGACCUGCACUUCCAUGGCAGGACGAGAAGGUGCCCUGAAGAAGAGGAGCAUGCAGGUGUGCCUGGCUUGCCCAACCCUCAGGUUAUCUUGCUGUCUCUGCAGAGAUGGGCCUCUGGCUUCCAGUGCCCCCUUCCCUCCACACAAAUGUGUGGAGACUGGAGAUAUCCCACUUCCUGCCAUUCAAGCACUGGGGCUCAUCUCCCAGGACACCCACUUAGGCCUAAGAAACCCUGGACUUCCCUCUCACAGAACCUGCUUUUGGUUCCUUAUCUUUGUGGAGAUGGUAGGUGCUCAAACCCAGGUUCUAAAGUUGUGGGUGUGCCUCUCGGUUUCCUCAUUAGGGAAAAUGGGGACUUCACAGAUGAGAAAACUGAGGCCCAGAUUAGUGAUGUCACUUGCCCAAAGUCACUUGCCCAAAGCUGGGAAGUGGCACUGGACUUCAGUUUUAGGCAUUAUGACUCCAGAGUCCAACUACUUAAUUCCUACACUACAGCACUUCUAUAAGCCAUAGCAAUGAUUGUUAUUCUUAGUGGCAGGAAGAGAUUGACUGAUUCAUACUAAAGUGUUAGUGACUUCUCAUAGCUCUCUGAGAGAGCCUAUAAAAAAGGCAGUACACCUUGACUGAAAACAAGGCAACUACAAAAGCAUUGGGAAGUAGCAUACCAUAGUGGGUAAGAACCUGGAUUCAAAUGCCAUUUGUCCUACUUCCUAGCUGUGCGAUAUUGAGCAAGUUGCUUAACCUUUCUGUGCCUCAGUUUCCACAUCUGUAGAACUAAAUUAUAAUAGUACCUAUCUCCGAGGGUUGUUGUGAGGCUUAAAUGCAUGGGCCAUAAACUAGUGUCAGGCACAUAAGCAUUGUUCCUGAGAAUCCAACUGGUGACCUUUUGCUUUGAGGGAUGACACCCAACCAACGGAGUCAUGCCGGUCACGGCUCUGGCGUCUUUCAUAUCACAGUCCUCCACAGGACUUGCUUGCAGAGCAGAAGCUGAGGUCCUCCCCUCUGUGCUCUGCCCUGUCACCACUCUCCCUUCAUCCCUGUCCUCUGUCCCUUGCCUGUGCUAACCACUCCAUCCAUCAGGCUCUUCCCCUCCAGGACCCAGGGAUACCUUCCUGCUGCACAGAUCACUCUUCUCUGAGUUCCUUAUCCUCAUUUAGCUGUAGUCUCAGAGAUGUGCCCUUGAGCCCCUCAUGUAAGAAGCCACACUCAGUCUCUGUCCUGACGCCCUGCAUUCUUUUCUCCAUAGAAUUUAUUACACCCUGAAAUUACCUAUCAUUUUAUCAUCUGUCUACAUUCUCCCACCUUUAGAAUAUUAACUCCUCGCUUAUCUUGAACAUGGCUAUGUUCCUGAUGUCUGCAACACCGCCUGGCACAGAAGUGCUUACCUAACGACAGUGCCCCCUGGUGGCCGCACUACAGUAACCCUCCUCGUGUGGCAGUGAGGCCUCAGCUCCCUCUCGUGGCUGAGUUGUUUUACUGCUACACCCCAGGGUUGGGUGGUCAGCACACUGCAUUAAAAGAGCAAGCUCUGAGGAAGCUACUACAAAGCACUCACCUAUCUUCAUCCUUGACCAACACCAGCCAGUGGCUUUGCUGAUUAGAAUGAUAGAUAACUAUUAGAAAUGGACUUGCAUCAAUGAUAUGAUUGGUAUUCACAACUGGCUAAAAUGUCUUGGAAAUACUUCUUGCCCUCAUAAUAAAGAGGGUGGGAAGGCCCUUAGCAAAAAGAUUAUUGUGGUUGAUAGAAGAUCAACCUACAAGAAUCAAUAUUAUUCACCAACUCUGUAAUAACCAAUUAAAACAUAAUUUUUAAAAAACCAUAUAGUUUUCAAUAGCAAUAAAAACUAUAUUUUUUCAAACAACAUAAAAAUGCAUAAGCCUAUAAUUGAAAAAUCUUUAAAUGCUGAUAAAAGGUAUAGAAGAUAAUCUGAAAAAAAUUACACCAUUCAGGUCCUUGAAUAGGAUAGCUUAAUAUUAUCCACAUGCCAAUUCUUUCCAAAUUUGCCAACAAAUUGAAAGCAAUUUCAAUAAAAGUUCCAGAAGGAUUUUUCAAAAGCUAUUUGGCAAACGUAUUUCAAAAUUUUUAAUGGAGGAAUAAAGCUGUACAAAUAGCUAAGUCAACAUUAAAAAGGAAAGGGGAAUGCUUGCUCUGCCAGAUAUGAAGAGAGAUUGCAAAGCCAUAAUAAUAAAAAUAGUGUGAUGUUGGUGCAAGAAUGGAUGGAUACACCGAAGAAACAACAGACUCACAGGCAGACCCAGGAAUGUAUAGAAACAUAACAAAACAAUAGAGCUGGCACUGCCAUUUCAUGGGGGAAAGGAUGGAUUGCUCUCUCUGGCUUUGAGAAAAUUGGCUCACUAUCUGGAGGAGAAAAAAAUGUAUUCUUACUUCACACCACAUGAAGGUAGACUCCAAAUGAAAUGAAGACCUAAAUGUAAAGAAUAAAACUAUGGGGUUAAUAAAA
Molecule: messenger RNA, 4099 nt
Organism: Pteronotus mesoamericanus
Lineage: Eukaryota; Metazoa; Chordata; Mammalia; Chiroptera; Mormoopidae
Gene: PPP1R14A
Product: protein phosphatase 1 regulatory inhibitor subunit 14A
Exons: 4
Coding region: 30-473 (147 amino acids)
Biological process (GO): regulation of phosphorylation
Cellular component (GO): cytoplasm
Molecular function (GO): protein serine/threonine phosphatase inhibitor activity
Source: RefSeq, a predicted model, not a curated record